AUGUUUGAGGUUUUUAUGGAUAGAGAUACGUGUCAGGUCACCAAGUUGUAUAACUCUUGGUCAUAUGGUGAUGGCUCUUGGCCGGUGCUUUUUCGGCAACUAGCUGAGUUACUCUUGGCUUGUGCCACCGUUGACCAAAUCAGGAGUGAGGCUACUGUUUCCACUUACAUUGACAGGGCAGAAUUAAUGUCAAAGAUUCGCAAGACUAUUCUUAAUGACAUCGAUGCUACAACAUCAACUGCUUCUAAACGAUCUUUGCAAAAUGACUUUAAGGAUAAUGAUGAAGUUCCAAAAUGUACCAAAAUUGAUGAUUGCUUCCUGGUCACUUCUCCACAAUAUGAACAGGCCCAACCACUGCGUACUUCUCCACAUCGAACAUCUUUUUCAGAUGUUUCAAGUGAUUUCGUGCCAGAGAAUGAUAGUAAAGAGUAUAGUCAAGAUUCAGAUGAUAAUUACAUAUUGGAAUUGUCAGAUAGAUUGUUGGAGGAACAACAGUUAUGGCUUGGCCGAAUACUAGAAAAACAAAGCUGGAUUCCAACAUCUGAGUUUAAGAAUUUUUGUAGGCAUGAUAUUACCCAAGAUAUUAUGAAGCAUUUUUCUGUACGCUUGGAAACUCCAAACAACUCCAAAUCAAAUGAGUCAGAUUUAAAAAGAACGCUUGAGAUACUUACCAAAGAUACAAAUAAACGAAAAAUAGACAGUGCUUUAAAAGUUAUUAAAAUGAGAAAGAAAGAACAUCAGACGAUAUGUAUUGUUAAAUUCUCCUACGGUAAAUUGGCUCCCGAAAAUAAGGAAAUUAGCGAUGGCGUGAAGCUUGCUCGAAAUGUGAUCUGA
Messenger RNA from Funneliformis caledonium, 834 nucleotides. NCBI's taxonomy places the organism in Eukaryota, Fungi, Glomeromycota, Glomeromycetes, Glomerales, Glomeraceae. The record is from the annotation of a GenBank genome assembly.